UUAGUAAAAACAUAAGUUGUGUAUAGCAAAAACUACACAGAAAAGUUUAAAAUAACUUGAUAAUUUGCAAUAUGAAACAAGUUGCAAGGGAAAACACAGAAAAUAAGUGUUUCAAUAUCCCCAUGAUUUUGCAAUGAGAAUUUUCAAACUAAACAAAAGAAGAAAAGAAAAUGAAUGAAAAUGUUAUUAAUAAGUAUUAAUGUAUAGUUAUUCCUAGCAAAAGGAAUUUCGCUCAUACCACCAAUACAGCGGUAUAUUUUUUGAUUUAGCACUAUCUUGUAGCAAUUGUCAGUGUAUAUGUAAUAGUAAAAUUCCUUACGUUUAGCCCAAAAAUGUCCAAACAUCAAGGAAAACUUGUGUUCAUGAUAAUGGUUAUAAUGACGCUGUUAAUUUAUGUGAUAAUGAACAAAAAAGAAAAUAAGAAAGAGAUUGAAUCUUCAGAGGCCGUGGCCGCCGCGGAGGCCGGGCGAUGGUGGCAGACGCUCCUGUGUGAGGGCCGCAGGCAGGGGGAGGCCGCGAAGACGCUUCCGCUGCAAGUGCUGUCCAGGGAGGCGGCGGCCGCGGCGAGCGACGCCAACGUGUUCCUGACGGAGACGUCUUGCCGGGCGCGGCCGGCGCCCCGCGCCUGGUGCGCCGUCGAGAGCUGGGCCCGCCAGAACCCGGCGUCCCGCGUGUGGUACCUGCUGACGGCGCCGCAGCUGGACGACUCCGACGGCGUGGCGUCGCUCCUCCUGCGGGCGUACGGGAACCUCCGCUUCGCCUCCCUGGACGCCGGCGAGCUGUUCAAGGGCACGGCGCUCGAGGGCGUCUUCGCCUCCGCCGCCUGGUUCCUCCACUCAGCCUUCCCCGCCGUGGUGCUGAGCGACCUCCUGCGGGCGGCGCUGGUGUGGCGCUUCGGGGGCUUCUACUGCGACUCGGACACGGUCUGCCUGAAGGACACCGGCGCCCUCAGGAACGUGGCCAGCUACGCUCAGCAGGACAUCGGGAAAAUCAGCAACUUCUGCUUCCACUUCAGAAGUCGCCACCGGUUUUUGGCGACGCUCAUGGAGGUCCAGAGGGAGAACUUCCUGCCCAACAAAUGGGGAUCCGUGGGCCCUCUGUCGUUCACCAAGACGUCGCGACGACUCUGCGGCGAGGACGACCUGUCCAGGCUGAGCCCCGCCGGGAGCACGACGCCCGUGAGCUGCGGCGACUUCCGGCUGCUCCCCCCGCGCUUCCUCACGCCCGUCCUCUUCUACGACGUCGGGGAGAUCUUCGCCCCGGGGGCGGGCAGGGACUUCGCCAGGAAAUUCAACAGCACCUACGUCCUGCACACGUACACGAGCCGCAGCAAGGACAUCGCCUUCCGCGCGGGGUCCGAGAGUCACUUCGAUGUGGCGGCCAGGCUGUCCUGCCCCAUCACCUACGAGCUCCUCUUAAGGAACGCUACUGCUGUCUAGGUGCAAGAUUAGGGGUGUUAAGUUCAUUUAUUGGCUUCGGUGGUCUAGAUAAGCGGUGACUAUAGGUCCUAGAGAUAGAUCGGCUAAUUUAAGAAUUUUGUAAAUUAUUAAAGAAUAUUGUAUG
Molecule: messenger RNA, 1563 nt
Organism: Penaeus chinensis
Lineage: Eukaryota; Metazoa; Arthropoda; Malacostraca; Decapoda; Penaeidae
Product: lactosylceramide 4-alpha-galactosyltransferase-like
Exons: 7
Coding region: 333-1439 (368 amino acids)
Biological process (GO): glycosphingolipid biosynthetic process
Molecular function (GO): hexosyltransferase activity
Source: RefSeq, a predicted model, not a curated record